Messenger RNA from Xenia sp. Carnegie-2017, 1768 nucleotides. Its product is annotated as sodium/hydrogen exchanger 9B2-like. The transcript is spliced from 8 exons. Bases 131 to 1603 code for a protein of 490 amino acids. The record is from RefSeq and is a predicted model, not a curated record. NCBI's taxonomy places the organism in Eukaryota, Metazoa, Cnidaria, Anthozoa, Malacalcyonacea, Xeniidae. Gene Ontology annotation, cellular component: membrane. Gene Ontology annotation, molecular function: antiporter activity. Gene Ontology annotation, biological process: proton transmembrane transport.
GUUCAAAGAAGCACUAUAAUGUCCUGUUGCAGGACUUUUUGUUAAAUUUCUUGUCCAUUUUGCUGACUUUACUUUCCAGAGCAACCAAUGAGAAGAGCAAACGGAUUACCGGAAAUGAGUGCAGUCCAAGAUGGCGGAAACAGUUGAUAGUUGUGUGCAAAACAACGAAGAAGAAAAUCUGUCAGGUUUUUACUCAAAAUAUGAAUCAUAUGUAUGGAAGUUGAACAGGUUGAGUUCGGGAAAAACUGGAGAGCUUAUAUCAACUUUUUUGCUUGCUCUUUUAUUAUGGACAGCUACACUUACAGUGACGAAAAAAGAAAAUCUUCCCGGAGGAAAUUUGUUUGGCUUAUUUGUAAUCUUUUCUUGUUCUCUGUCACUGGGCACUAUUUUUUCUCGUUUGCCAUUCCUCCAACUUCCAAAUCUCUUGGGUAUGCUUUUAGCCGGUCUUUUACUUUCUAAUAUAUCAUCAAUCAAUGUUGUGAAGGACGUUAAAAACAGUUGGUCUAUCGCAUUGCGUAAUAUUGCUUUGGUUGUAAUCCUAAUACGUUCUGGGCUUGAGCUUGAUCCGGUCGCGUUAAAAAAGCUUAAACGAACCGUUAUUUUACUCGCUUUCAUCCCAUGUAUAACUGAAGCAUUAACAGUUACUGUUGCUGCCCAAUUGUUGUUGCAUAUGCCGUGGUUGUGGGGUCUACAAUUGGGGUUUGUCUUAGGAGCUGUUUCUCCUGCGAUAGUUGUCCCUCAACUGCUCAAACUUCAAGAAAAUGGCUAUGGAGCUCAUGAUGGUAUUCCCACUUUAGUUAUGGCUGCUUCGUCAUGCGAUGAUGUACUUGCAAUAAGUCUUUUUACCGUCUUCCUUGGCGUCUCCUUUUCAACAGACAAUCUUCUUUUCAACAUCUUUCGUGGUCCUCUUGAAAUCCUUCUGGGUAUUACUAUUGGUUGCUUUUCUGGCUUCAUUCUCAGUAUUUUACCCAGUAACGGACAGAUGAAGAAUUUAAAAGAAAAGAGACUUGUCAUGCUAGUUAGUUUGGGCAUAAUUUUACUAUUUGGCAGUGAAUGGAUCAAAUUUCCAGGAGCAGGAGCUUUGGCUGUCCUCACAACAGCAUUUGUAGCCGGACAUGGUUGGUUUGUCGAAGGCAAAGUACCGGUGGUGAAACUUGUGGAUAAACUUUGGAUUGUUUUUGAGCCCUUGAUGUUUGGUCUGAUAGGCGCCGAGGUAAAACUGGAGUUCAUGAGUACAAGGCUGGUUGGUCGUGGUAUCGCUGUAUUGCUUAUCGGUUUAACGACAAGGACUCUUGUUACAUAUGUAAUCACAUUUGGCAACAACCUUAACUUCAAAGAGAGAGUUUUCAUAUGCGUUGCAUGGCUUCCUAAGGCGACAGUCCAGGCAGCAAUAGGAGCGUUGUCGCUAGAAACCGCUCGAAAGCUGGGAUAUUCUGGCAAACCACAAGAAGAAUAUGGUAAAAAUAUUUUGACUCUAGCUGUACUUGUGAUAUUAUUAACUGCUCCUCUUGGAGCUGUUGGGAUAGCAGUCACUGGCCCCAGACUCCUACGAAAACACCCUAGCGCGGUCAGCCAUGAAGAAAUAAGGCUAAAUCAGGCUUAGACUUCCUUAUGAUUAAGAAAUUUGUAGACGUACGUAAAAUUAUAUUUAUUCAGGAGAUGAGUAACAAAUGUUUACUUAAAUAAUUUUGUACUUACUUAAGAGGCCGUUUAAUUUGUUUUUAAAUUGAGACGCCACUUCUAUAAAUUAAAGCAAACAAGAAAUUAA